Messenger RNA from Seminavis robusta, 7591 nucleotides. Lineage: Eukaryota; Bacillariophyta; Bacillariophyceae; Naviculales; Naviculaceae. The record is from the annotation of a GenBank genome assembly.
GGAACCAAUUUGAGGGUUCGGGUUGAGGUGAUCCACACCCAUGUAUUAAUAGCAUGAACGGCCGAUCCACAGCAUCCAACAAACCACGGCAACCUGCUGAAUUCAUUGGAUUGGAUGUAUCAUCAUCAUUGCUGUGAAACCCGAACAAGUCUCCUCUACUAGCUAGCUAGCUGCCCAUCGAGCCUUUCAGCAAUUCACAGCUUGUUGAAGCAGUAGGAAGAAAUCUUUGUUUGGGGACGACCAUGGCCUUCAAUUUCGGGGCUGCGAAUCCAACGCCGGCUCCGUUUGGGGCCACGGCUGGGACUCCAGGAGCACCAGCUUCGACCAACGCUCCAGCUCCAUUUGGAUUUGGUGGUGGAACACCUGCGGCCAGUACACCGGGGCCAGGAGGAGUGUCCUUUGGAUCGUCUCAGCCAGCUCCAGCCCCAAGUUUCGGCUUUUCCGGCAAUGCCCCAACUGCCGUGGCAGGGACCCCAGCUCCAGCGUUUACGUUUGGAUCCACGGCCGCCAACACACCGACUCCAGGAAACUUUGGUGGCUCUGCUGCUCCAUCGGCUGCUGCUCCAGCCACUGGUUUCGCCUUUGGUGGAACGACGCCAGCUCCUGCUCCGUCGGCAUUUUCCCUCGGACCCACUACAGCUCCCGCUACCAAUGCUUUCUCCCUCAGUGGAGCGACUCCUGCUCCAGGAGCUCUUGCUACAACCACCACGACCCAACAACAGCCAGGCAUGGAAGUACCUGCCAUGAGCUCGCUAUUUCCCAAUGAAAAAGUCUAUGACGAGAUUACCAUGCUCCUCUCUGCCAGCGAGUCGGCAUCAGAAGGCGGACGAGAAGCUGCUUCGGAAUUGGUCCAACGAUUGCAAUGCAGCAACGACGAAAAGGCUCUGGGAAAACUCCUCUCGUCACCCAAAACCUUGGCAUAUUCGAAUCCUGAUGCCAAUAUUCGAAACCAGUUGCAGACCAAUCCAUCUGUGAUCUUGCCCGGCCAGAGAGAGGCAACGCUGGUCCCAGAAAUGCUGGGCGAAGUAAUCCGUAUUGCAGACGAUUUGAGAAUCUCCGAAAGAGAGGCAUUGUGUCUCUUUGCCGAAGUUAGCAAUGAUGAACGACGACUGGAAUUGGAGGAUCAACUCCAGGAGAGUUUCAUCGACAAAUCACUGGCGGACGACAAAGACAACUCGCUCUAUCCCCUGGCGCUGGGCAGAAAUGUAGUCAAGGCGGCCAAAGAACUCUACUUUUUGGAACGCGGACGAUUGUCGCAAUUACUGCUCCUCUUGGUACAAACUCGUAUUCAAGCGGAUCAACAGCCUUGGGGAGAAUUGAUCAUUGAGGCAACCGAUAGUUUGCUGCAAAACAAUCUCAUUGAUAACUUGGUCAAAAUCAUUCGGGAAUGGACAGAGAUCAUUGUUCAAAUCGAAGCGAAAUUGUCCCUGAGUGCCAGUAUGAAUUCGUUCAGCGCGUUUCCCAAGGAGCAGCAAAGGAAAAAGCAUUUUGACAUGGUGCAUCUACAAUUUGCCGUCCAAGAGAGACAAAUUGCCGCUGAGACGUUGUUCUAUUUGGCAUACCAUACUCAAUUUACAGCGGGCGAGGUGGCAGGGGUAAUUGAUGUCAUCAAAGUCCUUUCCAACGGUAUCAAUCAAUCAGACAAGGGAUUGACUCUUCUCAACCCCUUUCACGACGUACCCAGCUCGUACCAGAACCCUCCGCAUCAGGUGGAUACACCUUGGGCGCCGUACCAAUCCAACCCAGGACCCUUGAAGGAGAAGACGUUCCUGGAAUGGGAAAAGCAGCUUGUCAAAAAGACAUGUCAAACAACCAUGCCUGAUCUGUUGCGCUGUGUCAGUGCGCUCGUGAUGACUGUGAUUUCGUCGUUGGAUUCCAAGCAGACUCUGGUGGACCGCCAAACUCACCGCGUGAACUCGUUUGGGGUGGGCAACAAGCUGUGCCCCCCCGGAGAGACUUCCACCAGUGGCCUCGAACCCAUUCAUAACAGGUUGACGGCUGAUGGAUGCGCAGAGUGGAAGAGAACUGACGUCUGCGGGCUCUUGUGCGCCUCAUAUGCGAUGCUACUUCGGUCCUCCCCUGUUUUGCUGUCGUCGCCGAGGGCAGGAUCCUCAUCUCCGUCCAGGGCUCGUAUGCGAGUGUUUAUUGCCUGCAUUACUGCGCCGAUGUAUCUCAAAUCAGUCACUUUCGCUCGAUUAUGCUUGUUGCCGGCAUUGCAACGACCAUCUCGUGUGUCAAGUUCGGCUUGUGAUAGCUCCGAGUUUUUCCUUUCAGUGCUCUCGGAAUACGUAGCCAACUUUUUGGAAACCCUGAGUCACUCAGGCAAUCUCCCUCUGUCGCGGAAAACGUGGAAAAGAGAGCAAGACGAAGGUCUGCAGCUAAAGCGCGACAACCAGAAACAGAGGCGGGAGUUCAAGGCAUGGUCUGGAAACCGUGAUGAUAGCCCAGAAGAAGCCGUACCGAAAUCAGUCGAUCUAAUGGCACGCCCUGACUGCAUGGACGACAUUGCCGCCUUUGCGAUUGCAGUGGCUUCACUCGGCAGUGAUUACGCCAUCAAGUUUUGGUCUGUGUCGAGUGAAAACGAGACUCACAAACUUGUUCCGAGCCGCACGCUAUUGCAGCUGAAAGCUAUGGCAUCCAAGGAUGAUUCAUUACCACCGUUUUAUGUGGCGAUGCUUGCAUCUUUGGCGGGAGCCACUAACCCCAGCCUUUCCGACAGCGGUGCCUCCACUGUCUCUAACUUGCUUGCUGAUCCAAACGAAGUUCAAACGAGUUGGACAGUAGUACUCAGUACGCUUCGAUGGUACUUUCGCCAAUACGACAACAGCGGCUCAAGCGCGGCAACAAGCACGGGGGCCUCCAUGCCUCCGACAAAUAAUUACUACUACCAAAGAGUAAUGCAGCAACAGCAGCCUCCCAAAUCGGCUCAGAGCUCGAAGCCUUUCCAAGAACUUGGCGAAGCCAAUAUAUUCAACUUGCUUGGUAUGUUGGGGCUUAUCACCAAUGUGGCGUCCGUGUCGGCGGAAGCUCGAUUGCAGAUCCUUUCAACAAAGCUACCGAUCACGAAUGAAAACACAGGCGCCGUCUUGGGCACGGACGCUACGCUCAACGUAUUGUUUGCACUCAGCGUUGCUCCUUUGCCACCCGAGGUUAGAGGGGCAACGUUGGGUGCUAUUGCUAAUCUGAUAUGCAUGGAUGGUUUGAAUGACCAGGACAAAGCAAAGAUGUUGAUCUAUGCCACUUCAGCUUGGGAGUUACUCGAAGGCUGUCAGAUACUACCGGUGGUGCUUCUGGACCAGAUUCCACCGCCGAUUGCAGUCGCACAGCUAAAUCGAUCCUCUGGUCUGAAGUUCCCGGCCUCAUCUACUUCAUUGGCCGGAAGUGAGGCGUCAAACAAGUGUCCAAUUCCUGUGGACCAAACUUAUGCCAUCCUUUACGAAAUGGAACAUGUAGAGUCAGCCAAAGGGCGAUACACUUCGACAGAAGGUUUUAUUCGUUUAUUGAACGCGUUGUUUUCGUGCUGCUCCCCAUCAGAUCUCGGCAAGCACUGGAGACUGCGAACUGGUUGUACGCCGUAUGUUGAAUACAUUUGCCACUAUGUGCUUCCCAGGGCAACAGGCUCAAUGGGCAAGAAGAUAGGGAAAUUGCCGUUCCGAUCGAAAGCAGACCAGGUUCGUCUGGUCUCGCUUGCUUUGGAGGUCAUCGAGACCAUACUUGUCCGUUACCCCAUGGCGACCGGCUUGGACAAGCAAGGAGGCGCAGUUGCUACUGACCAUGCAUACCGGUUGCUUGGACAAAGGGGGCUUGCCGAAAAGUUGGUGUUGAACAGCACAGGAAGUCAUAUCGAGGAAGUCCGGGACGAUUUUGAGAACAAGUUGAUUGACGCCAAAUCUCUGCAUGCGGGGGGGCUACAAAGCCAGACCCCGGCGUCUUUCCAGGGAGGUCCCUCGUCUGCCAUUCCAAGGCCCAAGUCACCGGGAUUCGUGGUCAUGGCCAACAUUCUGUCCGUCUCCAACAGCGAGGUACUCACUGCAAUACUGGCUUUGCUUGCAGAUCUUGUACCAAGCCUUUCAAGCGCUGGAAUCGGAUCGUCUCGCUUGGCGGAAACUUACGCCCUAUUCAAGGAUACCCCGCCAACCAUGACCAGCGCGAAACACGCAGGAAAGAAAGAUGUCGACGUGACAUCUUCCAUGCGCGAAAAACUAUUGGAAGGUCUACGUCCCAGCUUCGAGGACCCGCAGAGUUUCUCGGGAGCUGUGUCAUGGCAGGAACGUUGUGUGAUGCAUGCCUUGCAAAUUCUUUGCGCCACUGCCGUGCGAGAAGAAGCUUUCUAUACCGCUGUUACUGCUUCGCGACGACAACUGCAAAUUGUACCAAUUGUGCGCUUUGACAAACCUGUGGCAUCUGCCACUGAACUCUGUGUAGACAGGGUCCACAUUGCGCGGCUGUUCGAUCGUCUUUCAACGUCUCGAGACAUAAUCCAGUGCCUUAUUGGUUGCGUUGGAUACAGCGAUGCCUCGUCCGACGAGCAUAAUGCAUGCAUUGCUGCAGGUGGGUUAUCUACGCUGUUCUAUAUUCAGCAGGCUCUACGAGCUCCUUCGAUCGAAUCUCUUUUUGGCAAUUCUCCUGUUGGGCACAGACGAGUUCGCAUGGCAGUGGCCCGUCGAAUGAUGAGAUCAUUUGAACGCUGUGAAUUCUUGCCUGAUUCAGAGAUGCUUGCAUUGAUCCUCUCGUGGCUGCUCUCCGACUGUCGUCGAGGAGAACAAGCUACGGGUCUUGCGCACCUGUUGUUGGGAAUAGGAGCCAGAGACCAACUUUUCCUGCCGGGGAGUGAACCUCAAGAUUGCUUUGCUGCAAUUCUUCUCAUGGUGAAUGAGUUUCCUUUCAUUGUGAACGAAGAAACUUCCCUUUACGCGGCGAACUGCUUUGAGAUUAUGGUUAGGUUGUGUGAUCUGAAACACGUGAACAACGCCGUCUCUUUGCAACGGGCCUUGGCGGCGAUGGAGCGUCUACGUUCUGUUUCAUUCUGGAAAAACAAACUGGAAUUUUUCUCAAGCUGGGGCGGCGACCGAUCAUUUUUUGAUGCGCUUUCGACUCCGGGGCACGUCAAUUGCAACACUAUCCAUUCGAUGGCUUGGAUCUUGUUGGGGGCGGCCACGGAAUUGCACGUUCUCGCAGGUUUCUCGCCCUCCAUUGGGAAUACAAUGCCUUACAUCCCGCCUCGUCCAAACAAUGGCCUGAUACUGGCAAACGUGUUGUUCGGUUCUAACGACGACGUUGUGGGGAAUAUCGUCCGUCAUUUGCCUCUGCAGCGACUGGCCUUGGACGCUGCUCGGUCACCACCUCAAGCCGCGAUUCGAAUGGCGGGGAGACCGCUCGAUGGUGCCACUGAAGUGACGGCUGGCUAUUCAGUUCUCGACAAACAUGCAUUGUUGACCGCAGUUUCGCACCUCAAAAAGGAGCACUUUUCAGACUUUGAGCAGUGGGCAGAAUUGUGGAAUAUGGCGGUGAAGCUGGACUGUGCCGUUUCGCAUCUAUCAGAAGUUCUCCGUCUUGUCAUUGACGUCUGUCUUCCUUAUUUUGUUGGCGAGACGCCUGGUGGCUUCGGGCUGCCAUUGGAUUCUUUGUUGACGCAGUUGUCUUUGACCGUGGCGCGCUUAGAGGGGAUGCCUGAAGGUUCGCAGUACUCCGCGAGGGCCACUUGGAACUUGAGUUGGGUCGUCUUGGUGCUUUCUCAGGCAGUGGCCGCAGUGGCAGAAGAAUCUGGUGGUGGAAUGGACGAUCUCAGGCGAUUGCGCGAUCAGCUGGCGCUGAGUGUGAGAAGGUCGGGUCGACGAAGCAGUGGGAACGAAGCAUCCUUUCACAACGAAAGGACUGCCAUGCUCGGCGCCGCGAUGACAGAAAUCAUGCAAGCCAUGAGGCACGAUGAAUCCACAUGGGAUAAAAGUCUCGCCCUGGAUGUUGCCAAUGUGCUGGCGUCCAUUUCGUUAGAAUCUGUCAACCAAGGCAGCACGACCGGUGGCACCGCGGCGCUAAGGCCUACCAGGGCCGCCAUCAUUGCUAGAAGCAGCCUUGGGGCCUUUAUUAUGAUCUGGGAUGAAGAUGUUGGGGCGCCAUUGGAAUCUCUUGCACACACUGUCUUGUCCGGGAUACCUCCUGGGGAGAGAGAACCCAAUGCAAUUCCAUUGCUGCGGCUCGUUGGAAGGAUGGACUUGGAUGUGAUCGGCCUUGUUGUUCAGCUUGUUCAAAUUCCGUUUGUUGGAAACCUUCUCCUUGAAGCCGGUUUAAUGAGAUUCUUGGCCAAUGCUGCUGAAAUUUACAUGACCGAGGAGCAGCGGUUGCUCAGUGUUUCGAAUAGCCGAAACGUCUCUAUUGGAUUCCCUCCUACGCUAUACAGGCACUUGCAAAUUUUCAGGGCCCUCAUGGCAACCUCUGCUCAACUAUCGGAUGCCCACAUGUCGAUGCUGCCUCAACAGUUCUUCGCUGUCCUGGGCAGGUACCGCAUCGCCAUCGAGCCAUCUUUCAGCCGUUUUGCUGAGUACGGCAAGGAGCUUUGCCUCCUUGUGCAAUGCUGGGCGCAGCUGAGCAAGCUUACAUCGCCUGCAACAAACAGCACACUCCAGGACAUGCCAAUUGCCCGAGUAGAGUGUCCUUACCGAGGCUCUGUCUGCGAAACGAUGAUUGUCGAGACAGUGCUCAAAAUAGCCGAAAACCCUCUCCCGGAGAAUUGUGUUGCGGAACUACCCUAUUCUUUUACAAAGCUGAACGAUGCGGUGGCUUCAGAGGUGGUUCAAAGUGUGGAUGCCCCGGGGGCAUCGUGGUGGGAGUCCAAAUUGUUCAAGUCACGUAACUCUGGUCUGAAUGGCACUUUGCGCAACUUUGACGAGUGGACCGAGGAAGAUUUCGCACAUGCCGUGCUGGGUACCGACAUUCUAAAACCUGGGCUCCGUGUUCUGAUGGAGUCGGGCUUGAGAAACCUUCGCUUUGAGCUCUUGUUGGUGAGAGGGCUCUUUCGACUCUGCAAAGCGGCUGAGUUGAUCCAACAGCAGCUGGAGCUGCUUCACCGCCCUCAGUACAAUAUUAUGAUGCAAACCGAUGUGGGUGAAAACAGUGUUGUGGACCUGGAAACACGGUUACGACAUCUGCGUGAGCUCGGUCCAAAGAUCAGCAGCUGUGCGCACAGACUGCUGCUGGCUUUGGUGAUGCGAGUCAAAGUCAUCAGGCUAGAAACAGAGAAUCGUUCGAGAGAACCGUGGUCUGAGUACUUCAAAGCUGUCAAUGAUUUGUUGCAGUACACAGACCUGGAGUCACAGGGUAUUCCAUGUACAUUGGGAACGAAAGAACAGAAUUCGGUGCGAAAGCUUGUGGAAUCCCUUCGGUUGCUGGUGGUGCCAUACCAGUGAUUACAUCACACCAAUACAACGCGACCUCGAAUACAACUUGGUAGUAGCACUAUAUCGAAUAACCUGGGUUGUAACUAUAGUAGGCAGGUAACCCGUAACUAUAGGUAUCGAGCUAGCUAGCCAGCAAGCUCGGAAGCAGUGUGCAGCCAGCACACAUGUCUGCUUGUGUCUUCGGUUCCGUUCAAACC